CCAUUUUGGGGACGGUGUCAGUUUCCACAGAGCACACACACUGCUGCGUUUCACUGGGGGCAAAGCGGAUAUUUUGGAGGCAAACUUCUCGGCGCCGGAGUGGGGAAGCGUCCAGAGCCGACGCCGGAGCACGGUGGCGUGUUGCAGCCGCGCGCGGGGAGCCUCACGGAGCGCGCGGGCGGCGAGGAAAACGGGGAGUUUUUCAUUCGCAACAUCUGAAAUGCGCUCCGGUCCGCCGUGCGCUCUCCGCCACUGACAGCGUCUGCAGCCUACUUCAAGAUGGCGGCUCGGCUCCUAUUCAUUUUCUGCUGAUCGCCUCCCAACUUUCAUUGUCUAUUCCACCCGAGAGCCGCCGAUUCCCAGCCCAGCCUCCAGGUUUGUUGUUCCUCUCCUUCAAACAUGCAUCGAACCACCAGGAUAAAGAUCACCGAGCUCAACCCUCACCUCAUGUGCGUCCUGUGCGGAGGGUACUUCAUAGACGCGACCACCAUCAUCGAAUGCCUCCACUCCUUUUGCAAGAUGUGCAUCGUGCGCUACCUGGAAACCAGCAAAUAUUGCCCCAUCUGUGAUGUACAAGUGCACAAAACCAAGCCGCUCCUCAACAUCAGAUCCGAUAAAACUUUGCAGGACAUCGUGUACAAGUUGGUCCCUGGCUUAUUCAAAAAUGAAAUGAAGAGGAGGAGAGACUUUUAUGCGGAGCACCCUGUAGACGCCUCUAACGGAUCCAACGAGGACCGCGGAGAGGUGGCGGACGAGGACAAGAGAAUAAUCACAGACGACGAGAUCAUCAGCCUCUCCAUCGAAUUCUUUGAUCAAAACAGACUGGGAGGCAUUUUGGAAGACAAGCAGUCAAAAGAUCAGGUGGCGAACAAGAGGUACCUGCAGUGUCCAGCAGCCAUGACCGUCAUGCAUCUGAGGAAGUUUCUGCGCAGUAAAAUGGACAUACCCAACACCUACCAGGUUGAAGUCAUGUAUGAAGAUGAACCUUUAAAAGAUUACUACACAUUAAUGGAUAUAGCUUAUAUCUACACCUGGAGAAGGAACGGCCCGCUGCCCCUCAAGUACCGGGUCCGACCCAACUGCAAGAAGAUGAAGGUGAGCCACGCGCAGCAGGACGGCCCGAACAGCGCGGGCCGGUCCGGACCGGAGAGCGACUCCAACAGCGACAAGGCCGGGAGUCCCGCCGGGGCUCCGUCCACCUCCUCGUCCCUGCCGAGCCCCGGCACGCCCGCGCAGUCCCCGCACCCGCAGCUCCCGCACCCGCACCCGCCCAACGCCUUCAACGGGACUCCCGCAGCAGCGACCCCGACCUCGACCCCGAUCCAGACCCAAACCCAGACCCCGACCCCGGCCCAGAGCCAGACCCCGAACCGACCCUUCACCCAGUUCGGCGGCGGCGGCGGCGGCGGCGGCGGCGGCUCGGUCAGCGGGAAGCCGCGGAAGGUUUCCCUCAACGGAUCGUCCACCUCCUCCGGAUGACCGGGGGAGCACCGGACCGGAUCCCCGGACCACCGGAUCACCGGAUCACUGGAUCACCGGAUCGGACCAGCCAACGCCAGAACCCGCUCAGCUGAUCCUGUAUUCAUGCCAACGUAGUUCCAUGGUGUAGACCACGUCCUCUCUCUCUCCAUCUGUUCUCGGCAUCAUUUGUAAGUUUAGUGGAACCAGAGACAUUUCAAACCAAGGAACGAGGGGAUUUUCACUUUGUAACCAGGACGUUUCUCCUUUUCUUUUCCGAAGCUGCAUCUUUAUUUUCCAGAAGUGACUGAAGGUUUACAGUAUAUUUUGUUAUCUCAGAUGAAACGUGUCCUUCAUGUGUGUUGGGAUAUAUAUAUUUUUUAAUUUCAAACAUGCAUGCUCAUAACACUUUUUUUGUUUCGUUUCUGAAAGAGUGUUUGGCUUGUUUUGCCCUUGAAAUUUGGAGUGGUGUUUGGAAAUCCUCCAAGCAUUUAAACAAAAGAAGAAAAGCUUUGUAUAGAUCUGUUGAGGAGAAUAAAACUUUAUCUGCCUUUUACUGGAAAAAAAAAAAUCAAAGUUCCUUGUAGCUGCAGGAGAGAUGGAGUUCAUCCUCCACAGUUUUAGAGAAUCUGCGUGUAAAUAGAAACAAAAAAAAAGUGCAUAUUUAAUCAGCGAUGAUGUUAUUCUCCGUUUGGGAAGGACUGAGGGGCUCGUUCAGCUUCAUUUCAUGUUCGAUGACAUGUUUUUUGAUGUCUCUGUUUUCCGUAUUUGUAUCGCUCGAUUGUAUGGACAACUUAUUGUAUUGUUACUGUUGCACAGUAUAAAACAUCUAAAUAAAACAUUUUACACUUAA
Salarias fasciatus (jewelled blenny) is the source of this 2311-nucleotide messenger RNA. RefSeq names its product bmi1 polycomb ring finger oncogene 1a (gene bmi1a). The record is from RefSeq and is a predicted model, not a curated record. Gene Ontology annotation, biological process: negative regulation of transcription by RNA polymerase II. The transcript has 10 exons. Gene Ontology annotation, cellular component: PRC1 complex. Gene Ontology annotation, molecular function: promoter-specific chromatin binding. Bases 400 to 1479 code for a protein of 359 amino acids. Lineage: Eukaryota; Metazoa; Chordata; Actinopteri; Blenniiformes; Blenniidae.